AUGGCCUCCCCUCGCCACCCCUUUGACCCGCUUACAGCGAAAGAGAUUCAGUUGGCCGCCGACAUCCUAAUAUGCCGCUAUUCUGCAGAUACUGUCAUAUUCCGGGUCAUAACCCUCUGGGAGCCUCUCAAGGCCGCGAUGAUCCCCUUUCUUGACAUGGAACAUGAAGGAAAGCAGACGCCAACGCCCCCGCCUCGGCUUGCCAAGGUCCAAGCUCACGUUGACAACACCUUCUUCGAGUUCAAGGUCGAUCUCGGCCGGCAGAGCGUCGUCUCGGAGGAAAGACUGGAUGGCCGUCACUCACACAUCGAUAGCGACUACACGCGUAAGGCCGAGGUGGCGUGCAUGGCUGACCCUCGUGUCAAGGAGCAGGUUGCCGCUCUCAACCUCCCCGAGGGCGCUACAGUGGUGGUAGAGCCGUGGACGUACGGGCCGGACGGCAUGAAUGACAUGUCAAAACGGAUGACCAUGUGCUGGUUCUACAUGCGUCUCUCUGAUGACCCGGACGCGAACUACUACGCCUACCCCCUUGAUCUAUGCGUAGAGAUGUCGGAAGAGCUCAAGGUGGUCAACAUCUUCCAUCUUCCCUCCGGAGACCACGACCGGAUAAAGACCGAAGGCAAACCUCAAAAGUUCGACCGCCGAAAGAUCCACGAGGGGAGCGAGUACUACCCGACGCUCAACACGGAGCACCGCACCACCACCAAGCCCUACCACGUCUCCCAGCCUGAGGGGCCGUCCUUCUCCAUCGAGGGCAACAAGAUCAGCUGGGAGAAGUGGACGAUGCGGGUGGGCUUCAACUACCGCGAGGGCAUGACGCUGCACGACGUCCGCUUCGACAACCGCAGUCUGUUCUACCGGCUGUCCCUGGCCGAGAUGUUCGUGCCCUACGGCGACCCGCGCACCCCCUACCCCCGAAAAGCGGCCUUCGACCUGGGCAACGACGGGGCUGGGCUCUGCGCCAACAACCUCCAGCUCGGCUGCGACUGCCUGGGCCACAUCAAGUACUACGACGGUUGGCUGAGCACGCGCGCCGGCACGCCCCUCAAGAUGCCCAACGUCAUCUGCUGCCACGAGAUCGACGACGGCAUCCUCUGGAAACACACCAACUUCCGCACGGGCCGCGCCGCCGUCACCCGGUCCCGCGUCCUCGUCCUCCAAACCGUCAUCACAGCCAGCAACUACGAGUACAUCUUUCUCUUCUACUUCAGCCAAGACGCUUCCCUGCACUACGAAGUCCGCGCCACGGGUAUCCUCUCCACCGCCCCCAUCAACCUCCCCCCUACCACCACCACCACCACCACCACAACCCCACCCCCAUCCCACGGGACCGUCGUCGCCCCCGGCGUCCUAGCCCCCUACCACCAGCACCUCUUCAGCCUGCGCAUCGACCCGGCCAUCGACGGCCACGCCAACUCGCUCCUCGUCGAAGAAUCCCACCCGCUCCCCCUCCACUCCCCCACCACCCCCAACCCCCACGGCGUCGGCUACACCACCACGCAGACCUACAUCGCCCACGAGACGGGGCUCGACCUGGACCACCGCGUGAACCGCGUCUUCAAAAUCGUCAACGAAUCCGUGCGCCACCCGACCGCGCGCGCCCCCGUCGGCGUGCGGCUGCUGCCCUGCUACAGCCAGAUGCUGCUCGCACACCCGUCGAGCUUGCAUGCGAAGAGGUCUGAGUUUGCGGCGCAUGCGGUGUGGGUGACGAGGUAUGAUGAUGCGGAGCUGUUUCCGGCGGGCAGGUUUACGAUGCAGUCGCCGGGGGGGGAGGGGAUUGCGUCGUGGAUUGAGGGGAGGAGGAAGGGGAGGAAGGGUCGAGGGGAUGGGGAUGGGGAUGGGGAUGGAGAUGGAGAUGGAGAGUCGGGAGUCAGGAAUAGGGAUAUUGUCAUCUGGCAUACCUUUGGGUCCACGCACAACCCCCGUGCCGAAGACUGGCCUGUCAUGCCGGUAGAGAAGAUGAUCGUGGGGUUGAAGCCUGUAAACUUUUUUGAGAGAAACCCGGCGCUGGACGUGGCCCCCUCGACGCAGGAGAGGAAUCUCAGCGUGUUGGUGGAGGACGGGGAUGGGCAGGGGGAGAAGGGGUGUUGUGAGGGGGUUGAGUCUGUUGAUAUGUAG
This is a messenger RNA of Chaetomium globosum CBS 148.51, 2118 nucleotides long. RefSeq lists its product as uncharacterized. Gene Ontology annotation, molecular function: copper ion binding; quinone binding; primary methylamine oxidase activity. NCBI's taxonomy places the organism in Eukaryota, Fungi, Ascomycota, Sordariomycetes, Sordariales, Chaetomiaceae. Gene Ontology annotation, biological process: amine metabolic process. The record is from RefSeq and is a predicted model, not a curated record. Bases 1 to 2118 code for a protein of 705 amino acids. The transcript has 3 exons.